GGGAGCGCGGUGGGCGGAGCCUCCGCGUUGUAACCGACGCGGAAGAGGAAAAAGAGCUGCUUAAAAGCCUGGAGGAAAUCAGUGCCAGUACAAAGCUGUCUUAUCAAAGUGCAAAUUUCAUUUGUCUCUUUCACCCAAAUUGGGGAUAAAGGAUUUUUUUAAGACUUUCCCGCAUCUGCCAGGACCUGGCUGCCCAGCUGGGCGGAAACGCCUCUUGGGAACGAACGGGCUUUGAUCGCGCGAGAUCGCGCGGGGCUUGGUGCGAAGAGGGUAAAGCUGAUGGACGCCUAGAGGACCAAUCGCGGCGGCCGGGAGGCAGGGCAACAAGGGUUAAAGGUCGAGCGGAAGUUCCUCGAGUUUCCGGUGGCGGGCUUGGCUGGGCGCUAUGGCCAAACAUCAUCCGGACUUGAUCUUUUGCCGCAAGCAGGCUGGUGUUGCCAUUGGAAGAUUGUGUGAAAAAUGUGAUGGCAAGUGUGUGAUCUGUGACUCCUACGUGCGCCCCUGCACCCUGGUGCGCAUAUGCGAUGAGUGUAACUAUGGCUCUUACCAGGGGCGCUGUGUAAUCUGUGGAGGCCCUGGAGUCUCGGAUGCUUAUUACUGUAAGGAGUGUACCAUUCAGGAGAAGGACAGAGACGGUUGCCCCAAAAUUGUCAAUUUGGGGAGCUCUAAGACAGAUCUCUUCUAUGAACGCAAAAAAUACGGCUUCAAGAAGAGGUGAUUGGUGGGCCGCCUCUUCCGCGCCCCACCAAGCUGCUGCAGCUGCCCAAGAAGACGCCCACGGCCUCUCCACCUUCCUCUCCUUCACCCAGACGGGGUAGAAACGGAAAAGGAUUCCUCACACGCGCUCUGGCAGACUGUAUCAGAGAAAAAUGGGUAGAUUAGUUCAUGGUUUUCCUUGAAUUCGAGAAGCAAGGCUGUUUUCCACAUCGCGGCGUCUGUCCACCAUGAGCUUCUAAAACAGAACGGCAUCGGUUGGGGUUUCCUGGGAGGGGUGGUGAGGAGCUCCCUGCUGUGAGAAGCAGGUGCCGGCAGCAGCUCUGGUGGCUGUGUCCUCGGGAGAGACCUGCCGCUCUCAGCAAUCCCAGAACAACCAUGUGGACUUGGGAUCUUGUGACCCUGACCAGGUCUUGCUGGUUCUGUUAUUUUCGCCUGAGAAAUUGGAAACCUUUUCUGUUGCUAUUGUAUUAAUAAAGUGGGUGUUUAUUUUCUGAUAGUCACCUCCCCAACCUAAGCCUAAUUCUAGGACUCUGUUGUCCAGGAAUUUGUGAUUCAAAGUCGAGGUAAUGGAAUUCAUUAAGCACCUGUUCUCUUACUACUGUCUGAAGGAAUUCAGAACCACCCAUGCCUUUCUGUAGAGGUAAACCAAAGUCAUUUUUAGAUACUUAGGAUUUUUAUUUCCUGUCCAGCCUCAGUUUUGAACUGUAGAGAUGGUUUCCAGCCAUGGUGAGAGGUGAGAUCAACAAUAGCUGAGUGGAUGAGUGCGCGCACUUACCUGAGCAGAUGGUUCAUAUUUUUCAAAGCAAGUGAACAGUGUAAGAACAAGCUCAGACUUUACCCUUACUCAGCCGUCUGCUCUCCACCUGCUACCAGUGAUCAGCAAGCUACCCCAAGGAGGCACAGCCACAUGUGAAAGGUUCCUCCAGUGGAUCUUUGACGUCCUCAAUCUGGAAAAGCUUCCAAGUGCUGAGGAAUCCAGGGUUGGGCCCAAGGUCACUCUGCAGUAUAGGGGCAGGGCCAAGGAGGAGUCUUCAACUUCUCAGGUUUGGGUUGAGAUCAGCAAAACUCCUGAUUGCACGUGACAUAGUGAUUCUCUGAAACCACCUUUGCCUCCAAGGAAUUCAGUGAGGCAGCCUGAUGAAUAGUUCCAGUACAGCUUGAGGCUGCACAAAGAAAGGGUUCUUGGCCCAACUUUGGGGUGCCUCAGGAGGCCAUAACCCAGGGCUAAGGCCCCCUAGGCUUCCCCAUCUCCUCUCCCACCCCUCCAGCCACUUGGGUGCUCAACUCCAAACUACUGCUCUCCUUCCUACUAUGCUUUCUACACUGAUGCUAAUGCUCAGCCCUUGUUUUGCUCAACAAACCCGAUCUUCAGACCUUGGCUGUUUCCCCAACUCCAGACCCCCAGUCUAAGUCCCCUUGGCUAUACUCGCACUAGACUGCGAGCAUUUUGUUUACAGCAUUUGGUGGUGAUUGAUUCAUCUAAGCCGAGUUCCAUUGUGGGAGGAGCCGAGCUGUUCUGCCUGGCAGAUGGCAGGUGUUGGUGCUCACUGAAUAAUUGAAGUCCAGGAAAGCAGAUAAUAAGGUGGGCUUUGAAGGAUAAACCACGCAAAGGGAGCGGGGUGGCAGAUGAGGCCAUUGGUGUGGGGAAAAGCUAUUUGGACAGGGGGGUGUGUUUGGGGAGCUAUCUGAGCACUUCUAAGGCAGCAGGUGGUUAUGUCAAAGAAAUGGCAGAGGCCAGGGACCGCUUCAAAUUAGAAUUGUAACUGACUCCAUAGUAACAGUCUUUAUGUGUAACAUGAGUCAAUGUUUUGUCAAAACAAAUUCAAUUUUUUAAAGUUUGCUUACAAAGCGUUCAAAUCCACACAACAUCUGCAAUUACAAAUUUUUCAAAAACGCCUUAGUUCCAGCAAAACACCUUAACUGUUCCCUCAGCCUCAGCAUGUGUGCCUCUUGCCAGGUGGUUUAAGGUAAAUGCCCAGUAGGAUAUCAAAGGACUUAUCCCUUCCCCUCCGAUGAGCUGGAGGCCAAGGUCAGCCUCAACCCAGUGAAUUCCACUGGCCUCUCUUCCCUGUCACCUAAUUUCAUAAUCCCAGUCUUUAGUUCUUUCAGAGAGUUCAAGAGAGCAAUACAGUGGAUGCGUUAACCCCUGAGGAAGCAAAUGGUCUUGGAAGUUCAAAUCCUUAAUUAGUGUCUACCUUGAACUUUAAUUCAUUUUAAAAAUUAGAACGAUAGUACCCAAAUCUGUGGGGAAAAACAUCACAAGUUGAAUUUAACCUCCCUUAUGUGAAAAGAAUUAGAAUAAUAACUGCAGCCAACUGUAUGGCCACAGAAAAAUAAGAAUGGCUUUUAUUAGUGUUGAUGUUUUUCUCCAUUGUUCAAAUUAGCACUGUCUAUGUAGAUCUAGUUGAAGUAACUAAACUCAUCAUGGUCAGUCUAAAAAAGGGCUUCCUUUUCCUAGACUAAGUUAUUUAAGUGUUCAGCGUUGGUUUUGUACUUAGUUCUGGGUUCUAAAAAGGAUAGCUGUCUCCUAGCUCCUCUGGUACACGCUGUACACAUGGUAAUUUAAUCUUUAAAGCAGGGCACUUAUUACUUAUGCGCUUGUUAAAAAAAAGAGUAAAGAAAUGUGUGGGUUUUAUAAUCAGACUUGUAUUUGAAUUCUGCUAUUGACCUUUGCCAAGUCUUUUUUUCCCCAUAGGCCAAUAAUGCCUGCUUCUGGGUUGUAAGGAUUAAAUUUGACCUUGCGAGUGCCUGACCCUCACUGGAAAGACUAGUCCUUUCACCGUGGUUCCCUGCUUCCGAGUUAGAUUUAGGUUCUGGCAUAGAAGGUCCUCCAGAAGGUUCCCUCUCUCCCCCUACCCCCAAGGUUUUUCUUCACUCCUCCCAGUGCUCUGCAUCAAGCAGUUGAAGAACAUUCCUUGCACACUCCCCGUCUUCUGGGUUAGUUCCCUUUUUGAAACACCCUCCCACCUCUCUAGCAGCUAGCUCCCUGGGUACCUCUUCCUGCCAAGCUGCCAUCCGAAAGCUUCCCGAUGGCCCUCGAGCUGCAGCCAUCUCUCUCACUUGACUGUCAUGCCUAGUACAUGCAUAGAAGAAACAAAAGGUUGAUAAUAUUUACUGGAUUGAACGCCAAUAUUUUCACUUUAUUCCAUUGUACUCUAAAAUUUCUGACUGAAAUUCAUUAAACGAGAGGACUUUAUGACCCCGUGAAUGAUCCUGACCCAAAGUA
Molecule: messenger RNA, 3943 nt
Organism: Talpa occidentalis (Iberian mole)
Lineage: Eukaryota; Metazoa; Chordata; Mammalia; Eulipotyphla; Talpidae
Gene: PHF5A
Product: PHD finger protein 5A
Exons: 4
Coding region: 386-718 (110 amino acids)
Biological process (GO): mRNA splicing, via spliceosome
Cellular component (GO): catalytic step 2 spliceosome; precatalytic spliceosome; U2 snRNP
Source: RefSeq, a predicted model, not a curated record